Messenger RNA from Carassius gibelio (silver crucian carp), 7010 nucleotides. Its product is annotated as EVI5-like protein. Lineage: Eukaryota; Metazoa; Chordata; Actinopteri; Cypriniformes; Cyprinidae. The coding region runs from base 334 to 2850 and encodes 838 amino acids. The record is from RefSeq and is a predicted model, not a curated record. The transcript has 19 exons.
UCCUUGAGGAAGCUCGCCCUGACGACUCAUAUUUUCCUCUAAAUGAGCAUCCACAUCCAAUAUGUUCAAUAUGGUACCGUAUUCAUUUCCCGACUUACCUUAGCGGUCCAACGGCUUCGUACAAAAAAAGGAUUGCUGAUAUCUGCCGGUUUUGUGCGAAAUGUCAAGAUCGCAGGAGCAGCUUGAGUAAUGAGAGCGAAAUUCAGAUUAACCCAGUCCUGAUAUACACGUCUUCAAGGAGGCCUGUCUACGUCCACGGUGCCAAGACCCCUGUAGUAUCCUUCCACAUCCCCACGUCACUGCUUGACUUCUGCUGUCCUGAUUUCCUCCGUCAUGUCAAGCCCUAGCAGCAGCCCAGAGAGAGAGGGAGGGAUGGCAGGUUCUGUUCAGCUGGAGGACCUCAAUUUGCCUGCUGGACUGGAGACUGAGCCUCUUUUAGCUGGCAGCCCAGUGCUCAGUCCAGACUCCAGUUCCCAUGAUGCUGCGCUCUCUGCCCCAGCAGCUUCCCCGGCUGACUCCGAGAACCUCAGUCCAGAUGAGCUCGAGCUUCUGGCUAAACUGGAGGAACAGAACAGGUUGCUGGAAGCAGAUUCCAAAUCCAUGCGCUCAAUGAGUGGAUCUCGGAGGAAUAGUGGCUCCUCUCUAGUGUCAAGCUCAUCUGCAUCUUCUAACCUGUCCCAUCUGGAAGAAGACACUUGGAUCCUGUGGGGACGGAUCGUCAAUGAGUGGGACGAGUGGAGACGAAAGAAAGACAAACUUCUCAAGGAGCUAAUAAGGAAAGGCAUUCCUCAUCAUUUCCGAGCAAUCGUGUGGCAGUUAUUAUGUAAUGCCACUGACAUGCCAGUAAAGAACCAGUACUCUGAACUAUUAAAGAUGUCCUCACCCUGCGAAAAACUCAUACGCAGAGAUAUUGCCCGCACAUAUCCAGAGCACGACUUCUUCAAAGGCCAGGACAGCCUGGGACAGGAAGUUCUGUUUAAUGUCAUGAAGGCAUAUUCUCUUGUGGAUCGUGAAGUUGGUUAUUGUCAGGGCAGUGCCUUCAUCGUAGGAUUGCUACUUAUGCAGAUGCCGGAGGAGGAGGCUUUCUGUGUGUUUGUCAGACUAAUGCAGGAGUACAGGCUUAGAGAGUUGUUUAAACCCAGCAUGGCUGAACUGGGUCUGUGCAUCUACCAGUUUGAACACUUGCUACAGGAGCAGUUGCCGGAGCUGAACGUUCAUUUCCGUUCUCAGAGUUUCCAUACAUCUAUGUAUGCCUCAUCCUGGUUUCUCACUCUCUUUCUCACCUUCCUACCCCUUCCAAUAGCUACACGUAUUUUUGACAUCUUUAUGUAUGAGGGUUUGGAGAUCAUAUUCCGAGUUGGAGUAGCGAUACUGCAGUACAACCAGACAGACCUCAUACAGCUAGACAUGGAGGGAAUGUCACAGCACUUUCAGAAGGUGAUUCCACAUCAGUUUGAUAGCUGCCCCGAUAAGAUGAUCCUCCGGGCUUAUCAAGUCAAAUACAAUCCCAAGAGAAUGAAAAAGUUAGAAAAGGAGUAUACCACUAUCAAGAACAAAGAAAUGGAGGAACAGAUUGAAAUUAAGAGACUACGUACAGAAAAUAGACUACUGAAGCAGAGGAUUGAGACACUGGAAAAAGGUCAGGUUACUCGAGCCCAGGAGGCAGAGGAGAACUAUGUUAUUAAGCGUGAACUGGCUGUGGUUCGGCAUCAGUGUAACACAGCCAGUGAGAGUCUGGAAAAGGCACAGGACACCAUUCGUGAACUUCAGCAACACAAGUACACAGAGGAGUUUGUGAGUGGGCUGCAGACUCAGUUGGAACAGACUCGUCUACAGGAAGCAGAAUUACUCAGUGCUCUGAAAGAAAUGCAGGACAAAGUGCUCGAUCUGGAAAAGAGGAACAGCUCUCUGCCGGAUGAAAUCAAUGUAGCUCAGCUGCAGGAUGAGCUGAAGCUGGUGAAACUGAGAGAGCAGGAGACUCUGCGCUCCUUCAGAGAGAUGCAAGAGGCCGUUACUGAUCUCAACCACUGCUGGCAGCAUCAUACAUCUCGUGGUGGAGGAGUAGGCCAUUGGAAGGAGUCUCCUAAAAAGAAUGCGAUGAAUGAGCUACAGGACAAACUGAUGAGUCUGAGACUACGAGAGGCUCAGGGUCAAGCUGAACUCAAAGAGGUCAAACUUAAAAACCUGCAGCUGGAGAGCCAGAACCAGAUCAACUGUAAUCUAGUUAUCAGACAUGAACAAGAGAGCGCUGGCCUGCAGGAGAGACUGCAGAAUGCGCUUUCCCACAACAAAACACUACAAAGCCAGCUCAACGAAAUGAAAAGAAAGAUGGCCGAGUCUGACUGCAAGAGCAAAGAAGAGGUGAUGGCAGUCCGUCUAAGAGAAGCUGACAGCAUGGCCUCUAUGGCUGAACUCCGGCAAAAGAUAGCCGAGCUAGAAAUACAGAAAGAGGAGGGAUUGAUCCAAGGCCAGCUGAAUCACUCAGACUCCAGCCAGUAUAUAACUCAACUGAGAGAGCAGAUCACUGAACUCAAGAAUGAGAUCAGGCGGCUGCGUGGACAACCCUCCAAGUUCCAGAAUACUGGUGAAGGCGUAUAUCAGGACCUAUGUUUGGAAAGCCCAGCAUCUGCAGAAGGUGAUUACCUCAGUUCGGACGAGGACCCUCUUCAGAGCCACUUGCCCGUAACCUCCCUGUAUCCGCACCAUUCAUCACCUCGUCUGGACAGUCAAGGCAGCACGGACAGCGACGGCGAGGAAAGGAACGCCAUUCAAACCCCCUGCCAAGACCCUCUGCCUAACCAGCAGCAGCUUUACCCGAGCAUGGUGUGCAGCGAAGGACUCGAGAACUGAGAUGGCUUGAAAUGGUGAGACGGGAUGGACAGAGUCCUUUAGGAAUAGACUGCAAAAAAUGCACAGAUAUAUAGAGUGAGAGAGAGAUUAUGUACAUUCACCCAAAAGCUGUUAGAGGUAGGCCAGGAACUCGAUGCAUAGCACGACAUUCUCAUAAUAUACUUGGCCCUCACUCGAGCUGUGUCCGAAACUUGAAAAACGCACCUUUUCUUGCAGUAAAUGAAGCUACGGGGGCACCAAGGCAUAUCCAAAUUCAGUGUUUGCCUUCCAUUUGUUCGACUUAUAAUAUCUCCACAAUCCUGUGCACUCAGUUUGGUGGUUAGAGAUCAAACGACAUCUGAUAAAGAGAUUAAAAAUACAAUAAUACAUAAAUGCCCUUUCCUCAUGUUUCUAAAAGCUUGAGUUUACAUUUCUACACAGCAUUUUGUAGUCACUAAAUACUUGUUCAUCUAAACUUUCCUUGAAUUAGUUCUAGCUCAUUAGAUGUGACGUUUGGUGUUUUGGAAGGUGGUCCUUUUAUACAAAUACAUGGCAGCUGCCUUCAGUUUCGGACACAGCCUCUGUCUCUUUGUCUUUUCGUCAGUGUGUCUGUUGCAUGUUGUCUUAAACAUAUUGCAUCUCUUCCCACGACUGAGUUUGGACUUCUGUAUAACAAAUACCAAUAUACAUUCACAAACUGUCCUCUUCUCUUGAGUGCCAGAAAGUGUGGUCAUUUUUGCCAUUUUUCUCUUUUCAAACAAAACAGUGUGGCCUUGAAACUACCUCUAAUUGAAUCAGUCACUCAAUCCCUGUAAGCAUACAAACUUCGCCAAUUACAACAGCCGUCUGGCUAGAAAUGAGGUGACUGACGAAAGAAAAAGCAAGCAGGAGAUGCACCUUCUGGUACACAAGUUUGCAGCAUCCUGUCAAAGCAUGGGAUUGUCUUUGUCAUGCUCCGUUGGCACCUAACAUAGGGAGCAUCUCAGCUGUUUGCUUAGAGGAUAGCAGCAGACGUUCUUUUGUUUCUCUGUCUUGUUCCUGUGGAGAGGAUGUGCACCUUUUAUGUUUAUCUCAAACGCAACAGACACUACAAUCACUUUAAUUGGAGGUGAAGGCCGAAGGAGAGAAAAUAAGAAUGAACGAAGUCUUAUUAUAUAAUAACAUAAUAGGGAAGUUAAUAGUUACAUAGAUGAAUAUUACCACAGCUCAUCCAUGUAUCUGUGUGUGAUCAAACUGUGUGUGAUCAAACUUUUGGAUGGAAAGAAUCCAUUGCAAAAGAAAACUGUCAGCAUUAUGUUAAUUGUCUAUUUAUUUUGUAUGUUUAUUUUUAUUUUUUAUAAUGUUAAUGUACAUGCACUUCACGCGUACAGAGGCCAAACUAUUUAAUUUAUACUAUUCUUCUGUGCCAAUCCUGAAAAACGUUAUGAAGCUGAAACUACAGGGCUCCAGAAAAGAGAUGACUUUAAAAAAAGGGUAAAGGAAAGAAUAACAACUGCUGCUAUGACAUAUCUAGUUAGGUAUUUUAUUAUUAUUAUUUUAAAUAUGUUCAUAAGGACAACCCCUCUCCCAUAUAAGGUAGAUCUAUAAGUCCAAAAUAUACUGUGAAGUUAUUAUUGACUUGACGCUUGAGUUGCCUAGAUUUGUACACUACAUAAAUACCCCCAAGCAGCUUUAUGAUAUUGAUUUGCAUUUCACAUUUCAACUGUUAAUCAUCUUAAGGCAGUUAUCUAUCUUGUUUUUGCCGAUUCCAAAGCAACUUCCUGAAGCAUUUGUGAAGACUGUUGCUCUUGGUUGAUAUUGAAGAAGUUCAUUUGUAGAGCUAAAGCUUGCUCGCAUUUGACUGAACUAGGAAAGGUUUACAAACAAAUGUAAUCUACAGUUAAUUGCAAAAUAAUGGGUGGUUUUGUAUAUACAUAUGCAUUAUAUUAUACAAAUAUUUCAUACUUGUAACAGGUUUUUUUCCCUUUGAUAGAGCUUGGUCAAUUCAGUUUUUUUUAACCCACAAUUUCGUAACCUGUCUUGAAGACUUCCAUCUAACUCAGUACUGUCUACGAUGCUGUGUUUUUUCUGACCACACAUGGUACAUCAGUGUCAUUGCCACUGCCUCGUUUUGCUAAACCUUGUCAUUUGUUGCAUUCAUCAGACAUUUUACAUGUUUACAUGACUUUCUAAAAAACAAUACAUUGCCGACAUUUGCACCAUUUACUGGUUAUAGACAAAAGCCAGUGAGAAGCUGCUCUCAGUCAUGUCUCUGACAGUGUGAUGCAUUACCAGACAUCAGAGUUUUGGGGAGAAGUAUUCACAGUAUGUGCUGAAUAUGUCAUGAAAACUAUUUAAGUGUGUUUAUAAAGCAUAUCUUUUAUUGAGUGGUUGUAAGUUCUCAAGGUAACCUAGGGUUGCUGUUUUAACAUACCACAGUGUUGAACCAACUGAACAUUGUCUUUUGUCUAAUGCAAAAUUGUUUAUAAAUGGUUUGUGUCGAAUCGCUUGCUGUAGAGCUGAUAUUUUUCCUUUGAUCAAAUCUAUAAUGCCCCUUGCACUUAUAUACACAUAUACAUCAUACCCGGAAAAAAAAAUGACAGACUGAGAAAUAACAGUGUGAUAGACCAAUAAUUAUAUUUUAUGCAAAAAGACAUGAGGUUUUAAUAUUUUUUCAUAUUGCACUAUAAAACUAAACCUCCCUAGCAUCAUCUCUACUAGGGCUUUACUCUGAUUUAGAACAUCCUUCCUGUUACCCAGUGACCUCUGUAACAUUUAAAACCAUCCACAAAACCAGUUUCAGAAGUGAGUACCUUUUAUAAACUCCGUUCUGUACAAGAAAGCAGAAAGUAAAGGAAGUUGCUUUGCACCUUUCAUUUCUUGCUGGUCUUUAAAGAGAAACCUCAGAGGGUCCCUGAAGCCGAAAAUCUUUGCAGAGCAGUUGUUGUACCAACAUUUGUUCUGGUUUGGGACUGUUGGAUUUCAAAUAGUCGAAGGAAGCUUACCUCACAUCUUGAUUACAAAACACAACGGUUUUGUGGUGUGAGUUUUAGCUUCUAAAGAAUAUUUGCUAAUAGGAAAUCAGAAAUGGCUGUUUUGAAAUUAACUUGGAGUGCGAGUUGUUGUUUAGUGAGUUGGUUUUGUUUAAAACAAAAAGCCAGUCUUAUUGGAAAGGCUUUGUCAAGCCCAUUUAUGUUACCUGAGCAGGAACAUACCAUUUUCAGAUCGCCGGUGGGUGGUUAAUAUUUGGUCAAACACAUUUGUAUCUCACAUUGAGCUCUAAUUUCAAUCACCUUCAGAGUGGCUGAAUUGAGUUCUAAUCAGUGGAAGAAGAAAAAGAUGAAUGAAGAAGGUUACGGUGAUAAUAAUAUCAGUACUUUGUGGUAUUAUGAGUCAGUUUUCCAUGCAUCAAGUCUAUCACAUAUCUCAGAAGCACUAUAUCACUGUAACAGUUGAAACUGAAUUCUUUUGUACACUGUUAUCAGAGCAGUUAAUUAUUUAUUUAUUUAUUAUUAUUUUUUGGUAGCAUCUUCCAUGCCAGUGUUUAUGUUUAUGUUAUGUGUUGUUGUUUGAAGGUUGCCAUGUAACCAAUGAUCAUAAUGAAACCCUGAUUGGUUUCAGGAAAGGUAUGUCGUCGUUACAGUAGAUGACCUAAUUAAAACAAAAUGCAUAAAUGUCCGCCUUUAUGCAUGAACUUGCAGAAAGUCACUGUUGAAAGAAACACUUAUUGAAUUAAAAUGCCUCUUUUAUCAGGAUAGUUUAAUAUUGCAGUAUAAUAACAGGUUUUUUUUUUGUCUUACAUUUUCUUCAAGAUAAGUAAAUGUGGAGAUGAAUGCAUUGGGGGAAAUAAUAUUUGUCAAGUGUUCCAAGCAUACAGAAAAUGUGCAUACUGUAUGUACUGUAUUCAGUGUCUUCAUUCAAAUAUGGUUUGACUGCUAUUUCAAACAUUGUGUGUAUCAAAACAGCAACCCAAAAAGCAGCUGCCUUACCUCCACAGUACGUAAAUGUCCUAGUCUCCACAUUACACUCAUCAGACCACAUCCUCUCUCUCCUACACUUUUACUGAUGUGUUAUUAAGAUUGACAGUACUAAAGAUAUAUAAAUGGCAGUGUUAUCAAAUGAUGAUCCAGUGUUCUGUAUUUGAAGAUAAAAUGUAUUAAAAAAUGAAUAAACAUUUAUGCUAUACAUUUGCAAAGUUCAAA